Messenger RNA from Penicillium atrosanguineum, 2295 nucleotides. Its product is annotated as TRAPP III-specific subunit 85 family protein. The coding region runs from base 1 to 2295 and encodes 764 amino acids. NCBI's taxonomy places the organism in Eukaryota, Fungi, Ascomycota, Eurotiomycetes, Eurotiales, Aspergillaceae. Gene Ontology annotation, cellular component: cytoplasmic vesicle; phagophore assembly site; TRAPPIII protein complex. The transcript has a single exon. Gene Ontology annotation, biological process: endoplasmic reticulum to Golgi vesicle-mediated transport; protein localization to phagophore assembly site. The record is from RefSeq and is a predicted model, not a curated record.
AUGACAUCGCCCGGAGAUGGGACUCCGGUGAAACCUCCGCCGUCCUUCUCCCCCGGCGCAGCGCUAGCCUCAUCCAAGUCUCGAUACACGGAUGGGCAAGAGGUCACACACUCCAUAGACACCGAGUUGACGGAGGCUCGGUCAGUGUCGUCUCCGACGGCCCCUCUGUCGGCCACAACGGCAGAGCUUCCAAUUCGAUCGGCGUCACCGCAGCGCUCAGUCAGAUCAUCCACCCCGCAAUUAGCUCGGUCGUCGCUCGGAUCGCCUUUCGAUGGACGGUUCGAUGGCUCGGAGGAUAUCAGGUCAUUAAUAAUUCGCGCUUUCUCGCCUACUGUCGCCGUUCACGCUUCUGAUGACACCGAUGAAUUGGUCAGGAAUAAGGGGUUCAAAGGGGGGUUUCGCGAGUUGGUCCGGCCGUUUGGGGAGACCGUGCAGGGCAAAGUCAUCAUUCGAGAUAGUGUGGGAUCAAGUCGUGCCUGGGAGGAUUUUGGAGUGCGCUUCGUGGAUCUCAAAGGGUUUGGGAGAAGUCCCGCCAAUCGAGACUCCGGACGCGACUCGCCUUUGGCGCAGACCGAGGAGGUGCUGGAGAAGCAGUUGAACUCUGCAGAAGGGCCGGCCGGGGCUGUGCCAACGAAAGAUGUGUUGGGUUUCCCUGCUACGACUCCUUUGUGCAAGCUGUUCCUGCGACAGCUUCUGGCGUCCACUUCUGUUGGACCACAUGAGACAUUCGGCCACCCCGUGGCCAGUGUGAUCACGAUAAGCUCGCGCAAUCCUGCACCAUUAGAAACACUCAGACAGCUCUACGCCGAGAGUAAUACAGGGGACAAACGCUUGCCCGAGUGGGUCAACCAGGAGUAUCUCCGUUACUACGUCUUGAUACACGACGAAGAGCGUGACGAUAUUACCGAGUCUACCAAGCUAUACGAUCAGAUGAAACGACAUUUCGGCUUACAUUGUCAUCUCUUAAGACUUCGAAGCAGCCAAUGCGUCGUGACAGAUGAUGACAGUGUCCAAGUACCACAAUGCGAAUGGUUGUCCCCUCACGAACGGCUAUCUGGGGCGGGUGAAGCAGGUAUGUUCACCCACCCAGAGUUACUACAAACGAGUUCUAACGCCCAGACAGAGACAUUAGUAGAUCUCGGUACAGAUAGUACUCCCUACCUGUUUGAUUCUGAUGUCACCGCGAUCAAAACCUUCAUUCGUGAACUCAUUGUACAGUCUGUGAUUCCUUUCAUGGAGAACCGAGUGGCCGUAUGGAACGAUCAAGUAGCAUCCCGAAGGCGAGGUAUCAGUGGCCGCUUCAUGUCUAUGUCGCGAAGAUGGGCCGGCUUUGGUUCUAGCUCGCGUUCUGGAAUUGGAGGAUCAUCAGGCGGGGGAAGUGGAAAUUACGACCCGAACCAGAAUUUCUACGGCCCAGACUCUCCAGAGGCCAUCUUGCGAAAGAUGGCCGAUUUUGCGGUUAUGCUCCGCGAUUGGAAGCUGUCCGCCUCGACCUAUGAAAUAAUUCGAUCUGACUUUGGCAAUGACAAGGCCUGGAAGUACCACGCCGCAGCUCACGAGAUGUGUGCAGUGAGCACACUCCUAAAUCCCAUGGCGAUGUCAGCCAAGAUCAAGCUCGAGAGUGUUGACCAAAUGUUUGAGACUGCCUGUUACUCCUAUCUCACACGAUGCUCGGACUCAACCCACGCUCUACGAUGUCUCGCCCUGGCCGUCGAGCUUCUCAAGUCUCGCGGUGGAUCUGCCACUGAAAGUGCCGCCAGGUGGGCCAUGCGGGUCAUGGACUUUGGCUUGGUCGGCUCCGUCGGCCAGGUCCUCUUCAUGGAGCGCGUAGCAGCUUGCUAUGCAUCCAAAACUCCCGCCGGUGGAGCCAAAUGGGGAGCCCGUCGCCGCAAAGCCGGCAUGUGGAGUAUCUUUGCUGCUGAUCAAUGGCUCAAGCUCGGGAAACCCAACCUGGCAUCAGCCUGCGUAGAGGAAGCCGAGCGUCUAUAUGCCGAAGUACUUGAAACCGACGGAGUCUUCCCGAUGCCCGAGAUGCAAGCCUUCGUCGACAACUUGAGGCAUGCAGUGAAGGUCGAGUAUCUCGAGGCAAGAGGAUUCGAUGCACGCGACGAGUCAGCUACGCAUCAUCCACUUGACACCGAGGAGACCAGCGAGAAGCUCGAGAAAAUCGAUAAGCGUAACCACCGGCGCUCGCUUAUCGGACUUCCUGGGCAACUGGAUGCAGGGAAUCUCAAAAUGACCGCGACAGCGAGGGAGUCUGGGAACUCGCCGAACGAUGACUUUGAACGAGCUUAG